CUGUAAGCAUGCAUGCAAAAGUCUUUAAAGUGUACAUUAAGGAAUUCGUAGCAUAAACCUAAGGUAUUAUAUAGACAGUGAAUGCAAGCACUUUUCAAAAAUUUAUAAGCUAGACCUAGCACAUCCUAAACUAUCAUGGCUGCCAGUGCUCCUACUUGGGGCGAAUCUAUAAGCCACCAAGAUCUGGACCAUACUGGUAUCGGCAGUGAGAGUGCAGAAUUUAAAGAGGUAAUCAAAAAUUUGUCACCUACGGGGAGGAAAAAAGUUUUUGAUUUUGCAAAAAAACUUGAAUCAUCUCUAACAGAAUCUAUUUCAAUUCUCAUGACCGGAAAAACAGGAAGCGGAAAGUCUACGCUAACAAAUGGAAUUCUGGGUACCAAGCUGGCUGAAGAAGGUGCAAGCAUCACAACACGUUGCACAACCGAAGUGCUUAAGUAUCAAACGAUGAGAGACAAGAUCAACGUGACUGUUUGGGACAGUCCUGGAUUGCAAGAUGGCACAGAAAAUCAAGAAGAGUAUCUCCAGCAAAUGGUAGAAAAUUGUUCUAAAGUUGACAUUACACUCUAUUGCAUCAAGGUCUGUGAGACAAGAUUCGUCCGUGGCCUGGAAAAUCCGGAUGUAGUCGCUAUGACAAGACUCACCGAAGCAUUUGGCCCAAAAUUUUGGAACAACUCUAUUAUUGUUCUAACGUAUGCCAACACUCUUCAGGCAUUCAAUGUGGAAUGGGAAGAUUUGUCGAAAAAGAAGAAAGAAGAAGCCUACAAAGCCAAGAUCAAAGAAUGGGAAGAACAGAUCAAAGCGAUCCUGAUAGAAGACAUUGAGAUUCCAAAAGAUGUCGUAGAUGGAAUUAAAGUGAUCCCAGCUGGGCACUACCGCAAAGCAAAACUUCCUGGUUUUGGCUACUGGCUCUCACUCCUUUGGUUCGAGUGUGUGAGCACAAUUCCCAACAAAGAAACUCGCCUCAGUAUGCUAAAAAUAAACAAGAAUCGUCUCAAGAGAGAAAAUGAUGUGAAAAAUGAUGACUUUCAGAAACCACUGGAGGAACAGCCGUUAAUUAUAUCAGAGAGCAUGAUGAAACGCAUGAUGAAGGAUGGCGGCCGUAUUGGAUUCCAACUCGGGGAGUUUUUAGCUGGUCCGAUGGGUGCAACAGUAGGUGCUGGAGCUGGUGCAGUUGUAGGAGCCCUGGCAGGAGUGCUUAUUGAAUAUUUUACAGGAUGACGAAGAUAUAAUAUUGCACAAUGAAAACACUUGUAAAGACACUGUACCCAUGCUUGUGUAUAUAUAAUAUAGCUCUUUCGGACUAAUAUACACUGAGUCAUGAAUAAUUUAAAUGGUUGUUGUUA
This is a messenger RNA of Halichondria panicea, 1343 nucleotides long. Its product is annotated as GTP-binding protein A-like. NCBI's taxonomy places the organism in Eukaryota, Metazoa, Porifera, Demospongiae, Suberitida, Halichondriidae. Gene Ontology annotation, molecular function: GTP binding. The record is from RefSeq and is a predicted model, not a curated record. The transcript has a single exon. Bases 136 to 1218 code for a protein of 360 amino acids.